AGGCUCCAUACAGCUCUAUCUUUCGUGGUGUUAAUUGGAUACCAAUUUUUCGUAAACAUGAUUCGUCUGUCAAUGCGUACAAUAUAAUUUCAUCCAGAGCAGGUGUAAAUCUAUGAUUUACAACCGAUACCCAUUAAAACCGUUGAAUUUAAAUGGAAUAGUUUACCAGUCUCGAAUGAUUCGAAAGUAGCGCCGAUAUCGAUGCCAGUUCAAUGAAUCUUUCAUAUUUGUUGAAUAUAGAGUUAAGCCCUUUGAACAAUCAUUCUUAUAAAUAGUUAAAAAUAACCUCAACUUCGGCUGUAAUGAAUAUUCGUAAUACGGAAUGCUGAUAUACAAUUUGUGUAUGUAUAUACGUACUAGAAAUUGUGAAAAAGAUUGUCAAGUCAGUGAAGGAAUGUGGCACUUCAAAAUGGCUGCCAGCUACUUUAGUAAUUUACGGCUGUAUCUUUCUUUGUUAUCGCUCUUAUGAUUUCGACCAAGUUUUUCCAGUUUCAAUUAUUUUCUUCGUUGUAAAGUGCUUGCUCCAACGUUCUAUAAUAAUUUCUGGUAUGGCCUAUAAACCCCACUAUAAUGUGACUACGGAAUAUGCUCUCCAUCCUCAGCUGGCAUCACUCACGAUUUAAAGGAAUUUAUAUCAAGAUAUUCUUGAUAAUAAAAUAUUAGCACUUCGUACUCGUCAGUGAAAUAAUGUCCCCUCAAAGUUUUCAAACUAAAUUCAACUGGAAAAUUAAACAAUACAUAUAGCUUGAAUAGUAUGCACGAUGUGCACUCUGCAACUUGCCACUCCUAUUGGAGAUUGAUUUUAUUCGGUGCACCCAGUUUUGCAAAUAAUUACAACCUUCCGAAUGAUUCUUACCCUAAACCUUUCAAGUUUUCGAGAGUGCACGGCAUUGACAGUUGGUUCAGUGAAGUGAAUUCAAGUACCAAAUUCUACGUACUGUGAUUAUCAAGAAACUGGUACACAAGAUUUUCUUACCAUUGUGCCUAUUAACAGUGCUGAAAGAUAAACUGUUGGUGUUGAAUACUGCCAUGUCAGCGAAGGAUUUCAUUGAGGAAUUACAAUACUAGCUAGCCUUAUUUGUUUGGUUUCCACAUGCCAGGGUUGGAACGAAGCUAGGUCCUGGUGGGCCUAGCAUGGGCCACUAUGAAUCCACCUGCGGUCAGCAAAUCGAGCACUCGAGGCUCUGGUUACCAUCAGAAGGCACUGGCUGAAAUCCGCAAUUCCUUGCUUCCUUUUGCUAAUAUUGGAGGCACUGGUGAGGUGGGUUCCAGUGCCGCUAGCACAAUAUCUACACUUUCAACAACAAGUGGCGUUAGUUCGGCAUCUGGUCUCAGUGGAUUAUCAGCUGCUUCGGGAUCUACAGCAGACAAGCCUGAUCAGCGGCAAUCAUUAGCCCAACUGCUAGCUAUGGGCUAUUCAGAGGAAACAGGGUUGCGUGCACUCAAGUUAGCAGGCUGGCGGCUGGAUGCAGCUAUUGAGUUUUUAAAGCAAGCUCAGGGAGAGUCUCUUAACGGACUUGCCAAACUGAACACCAAGCUUAUAAGAAAACCGAGCUUGGAACGUGAGCUCAGCCUACAACGUUGCAGUCCUGCUUUAGAUAGUGGUGCAGGAAGUUCUCGAUCAGACAGUCCACGGCUAACGGAGCUUAGUCCACAUCCUCAGCUAAGCAGACAAUACUCGCCGAGCAAUUUCACCGAAAGAGAACCACCCCCGCCACCCCCACCGAGAUGCAGCUCCACACCCCCACCACCCCCACCCCCACAUGCUUCUUACAACCAGUCCAAUGUACCCACCAACAUGCAACAAAUGCUAAAACGAAUGUCCCCAGCACCUGUCGUACCGUCUCGUCCACCUCCGGCUGUGCCAGGAAACUCUGCCUCUAUUUCCGGAUCUGUAAACACGCCGCAGAGGGGCACAAGCCCUGUUGCAGCUACAAACAACAGCUCGAGUGGUCGUCAGCCAAUGAUAGUUCAAAACGGACCUCAAGUACAACAGCAACUAUCACAGCAAAUCCAAGCCCUCAGCAUUUACCAAUCAGGGAACAGCGCGACCAGCUCUCAAGUUGAACCCCCUCCACCAUAUCCCAUAGUUUCAUCGUCCUCAGCUGGACCUGUUCAACCACCGUCUUACAGUGCUUCCAUACAAAAUCGUCAAAGUCCGACACAAUCUCAGCAAGACUAUCGCAAGAGCCCAUCUUCAGGGAUAUAUUCAGGGCCUACAUCAGCUGGAUCACCCAGCCCUAUCACAGUGUCGACAAUCCCACCGAGCACUCAAACUUCUAUGGCUAGACCAACCCCGCUGCAGGCUUGGGGUGCCCGACAGGCGAAAACCCAGCCUCCCAUCAUUAUGCAGUCAGUCAAAAGUACACAAGUACAAAAACCCGUCCUGCAGACAGCCAUAGCGCCAACUUCCCCGCAACCAAUUUCUACGACAAGUGGGAACACGCCCCCUCCACCUCCUUCCUACGCUUCAUCGAUUCAGCAGAAACAACUCCAACAGCCACCUCCGGCCUAUCCACCUGUUGUUAACAACGUUUGUUCAACACCAGCUAGUUCUAUGAGUGUGGGAGUUCCAAUCGGCGUGCCAACAACAGAGCCCCCAAGCUACGCCACAACCAUGCAGGCUCUGGCAGCCCAGCGUGGAAUGCAUCAUCCGCUGCCCCCACCCCCCUAUGGUACAGUGACCGAAGAUUCAAUUGCUAUUUCAACAGUAGAAAGCGGGACUGCACCACGAUCUUCCCCCAUUGCUCAUCAUCCUCCGCUUCAACGAAAGUUUUCUCCGGCAGAAAAUUGUCAACAUCCAACAGAGUCACCGCCGCUUCCACCGACUGCCUCAUCAUCCGUCUCUUCUCGCAACAACAAUAAUCAUCCUUCUCUUCCCAAUGGGAGCGGGGCCAAAAGCGGGCCUUCAUUGCCCUCGUACAAAAUUAAACACCAAUCUCCUAUACCAGAGCGAAAGCAUAUGAGCAAAGAAAAAGAGGAGGAGCGAAGAGAUUGUAAAGUACGCAACUAUUCACCGCAAGCAUUUAAAUUCUUUAUGGAACAACACGUGGAGAACGUACUAAAAUCUCACAAGCAAAGACUGUAUCGGCGUCUUCAAUUAGAAACGGAAAUGGCCAAGAUAGGUCUGAGCGCUGAAGCACAGUGUCAAAUGCGAAAAAUGUUGUCUCAAAAAGAAUCAAACUACAUCAGACUUAAGAGAGCUAAAAUGGAUAAGUCUAUGUUUACGAAGAUCAAGCCUAUUGGUGUUGGUGCCUUUGGAGAAGUGACGCUUGUCAGAAAACUUGAUACCAAUCAGUUCUAUGCUAUGAAAACGUUGCGAAAAUCCGAUGUACUGAAUCGCAAUCAAGUAGCUCAUGUGAAAGCUGAACGUGACAUAUUGGCCGAGGCUGAUAAUGAAUGGGUUGUCAAGUUGUACUAUUCGUUUCAAGACAAGGAUAAUCUGUAUUUUGUUAUGGAUUACAUACCUGGUGGGGAUUUGAUGUCAUUGUUGAUUAAGCUUGGGAUAUUCGAAGAGCCUCUGGCAAGAUUCUAUAUAGCAGAGUUAACGUGUGCUGUAGAAAGUGUACAUAAAAUGGGAUUUAUUCAUAGAGAUAUCAAACCAGACAAUAUUCUGAUAGAUCGGGACGGCCAUAUAAAACUUACAGAUUUUGGACUCUGCACAGGCUUCCGCUGGACUCACAACUCCAAGUAUUAUCAACAAAAUGGUCAUGGCAAGCAGGACUCAAUGGACCCAACAGACGAUUGGAAUAAUGAGUGCAGGUGUAAUCAACUAAAACCACUGGAACGACGGCGACGAAGGGAACAUCAACGAUGCCUGGCACAUUCUCUGGUUGGUACACCAAAUUACAUUGCCCCUGAAGUGCUGCAACGUACGGGAUAUACGCAACUGUGCGACUGGUGGAGUGUGGGCGUUAUUCUUUAUGAGAUGUUGGUAGGCCAUCCACCAUUUCUGGCAAAUAGCCCAGCAGAAACGCAACACAAGGUUAUAAAUUGGGAAACUACUCUGGAUAUCCCAAAAGAAGCAAAUCUAUCAUCAGAGGGAAUGGAUUUAAUUUUAAAACUCUGCGUGGGAGCCGACCGUCGCCUCGGAAAAAAUGCUGACGAGGUGAAAAAUCAUCCUUUCUUUUCAAACAUUGAUUUUGACAAAGGCUUACGCCGUCAAGUGGCACCUCACAUACCUCGCAUUCAGUACCCUACCGAUACAAGUAACUUUGAUCCUGUGGAUCCUGAAAAAUUGCGAAAUUCCGAGUCAUCUGACUCCAACAAGUCUGAUGAAAUGUUGGACAAUGGGAAACAGUUUCACGGAUUUUUCGAAUUCACAUUCAGACGAUUUUUUGAUGACGGUGGGGGGCCUGCAUAUCCCAGUCGAAUUAGUUUGGACGACAAUGACAAUCAAGGUCCUGUAUAUGUAUGACAUUAGGCUUUGUGUAAGGUGAGACUGCAACCCUUACCUCUACGCUGAUAAAUUGUCCAAAUUUUAUCGAAAAAAAAUGAUAUCUGUUCACUUAUAAGUCACUCAGCGCGUCAUUUUGUAUGUACCUUAGCUUAUAUUUUUACCUCCGUAGUGUUAAUCGGACUGAAGAAUAAUGCGAAAGAAAAUUGCUUUUCGAAUUCGAACGCAAAUUUAACUUAUAAAUGAACUUGUGUUUCUUUCUAAAAGUCAAGUUUAGGGAAUGGUUAAGAAGACAUAACAGUGUCUCAUGGUUGGGCAAUAUGUUACUAUAAAAUAUGUUUUGCAGAUAUUUUGCUUGCCAUUUUCUUUCAUUGGAAUCGACUUUCAUAUUGGAAAGUACAAGUUUAGUACGUUUCAGCAAGUACUGUGAUAUUGCAGAUUAUUAGUGUAAUAUGGCUUAUACAUAUACAUAUAUCUAACUAUAAUGGUCUUAUUUAACAUUUACUUUUUUUUUAUCAAGUAGACAGUACCUACUGCUAAUCUAAUAUUCUCUUUGUAUAGAUUGUGAAAACCGAUAUAACGUGUUUAUUGCGUAUUAUGCAGUUUUACAUUGAAACUGAAUUCGAUAUUCUUUAUACACCUUUCAACACAUUAUUACGUAUAUCAUUUUCUCGAAUCCUUCCGGUAUAUGCAGAAGUGUACUCACGAGUAAAGCCUUAUUAAAACUGAUACAACCCAAAGUUUAAUGCAAACAAUGGCGUCACAUUCACCUGACUUUGGCCACAUCAAUAUCGGUAAUAAUCGAAAUUGUUCAAAAUGUUUAUUCAUUUUGCUGGAAUUAUUGAAUGUAGGAACACUGUGCAGUGCUUGAACCAUGUUAUUUGCAUCAGGUCAUUCCAUGUGAAGUGGAUCAGUCGCCUCUCAGAUACUGUAUUAAUAUUAACACUGUAAAUUUUAUAGGAAGCCUACAUUAACGGCCCUCUUUCGCUCAAGAUUUCAGCAUUCAGCAACUGAUAAGUGACCCUGUAUACUUGUCCUAAAAGAUUUUUAGUAGCAUCCGAAAUUCAUGAAGACAUUUGUUGAGUGUCCUGCAACCUGCCUAUUGUUAUCUGUGCUGCUCCAAUUGUUGGAUCAACAUUUUUCCACAG
Diprion similis is the source of this 5544-nucleotide messenger RNA. RefSeq names its product serine/threonine-protein kinase Warts-like (gene wts). Bases 1145 to 4417 code for a protein of 1090 amino acids. The record is from RefSeq and is a predicted model, not a curated record. Gene Ontology annotation, molecular function: protein binding; protein serine/threonine kinase activity; ATP binding. NCBI's taxonomy places the organism in Eukaryota, Metazoa, Arthropoda, Insecta, Hymenoptera, Diprionidae. The transcript has 6 exons. Gene Ontology annotation, biological process: regulation of organ growth; positive regulation of apoptotic process; hippo signaling.